AUGUACUCCUUCGUCAUCGCCGGAACCACUCCGCAGGGGAUCGAGAAAAACUGCUUGUAUGAGACCGACCUAGGACCGCAAGGCCAAAGCCUUGCACAAAAUCCUCAAGAUGGGUCUCUUGAUAUUACCAUCAACGGCCACUUUGACGAGAUUGUCAGUCCACAGCUAACGGAGAAUGGAUUCUCGGCAUUGAUGCAGCCAAUGAUGGAUGUUUCUCCAAUAUCUGAUACGAGAAAAAAUCCGGACUCAAAUACUGAUUUCUUGAAUAUGCUUUUCAAUCCUUCAUUCAACGAUCAGUUCACGUCCAAUAACGCCCCGUGCGUUAGCUCUUCUGGGGACAUGGAGAUUACUAGUCUCGUUCAUCCUGCGAUGGAAGUUUUCGAUACCACUCGAGCCAUCAACAAUGCCAGAAACUCUGGUCAGAAUUUGAGCGAAAUCGGGAAAAUAUGGCCGGGGAAUUCACUAUCCGCCACACGGCUACAUUUCUGGCACGAAAUUGCAUUCGAUUCUCCGGAGAACAUAUUCUCCCGCCACGAUAUCAGAAGCUGUAUAGAGCCUGCUCAAGUUGGCCCCGAUCAGAUAAAUGCUGUUGACGUCAGUCUCACAGGCGAGGUCAAAGAACGCCUUCGGCACCUGAAGAAGAAUACUCUCACAUGUCCCUGCGAUAGUGUGUUUGGUGACCAAACAACAUGUGGACAGCGUUAUCUCUGUGCAAACACUACUGAAGUCUUUGACCAAGGCCUUUAUCUUUACCUUCACAAAUAUCAGCCGUCAUAUCCAAUCUUACACCCCGCUACCUUCAGGCCUGAAGAUACGUCAGAACUGCUGUUGUUCGUUAUGUGCAUGAUUGGAAUCUCAUAUCUAAAGACUGAAGACGCGGCGACUUUCAUCCGACUAACAUACCCGACCAUAUUGAAUGAGGCUUUCACUCAGUUCAUUUUUGCGACAACGGAGUCUCGAGCAUCGACCGAGAUCCUGAAUCAUCUAGUGCUUGCCCAUCAUGUUCUUUUUAUGUUCAUUUCAACCGGGACUGUGCAACAACAUGGUUUCUUCAGGCCCAAAAAAGACGAAAACUACAACCAAUUGUUACCUUCACAUCUGGAGACGACGGUGAGGUGGAGGGCCUGGACUAGAGUGGAAUCAACCAAGAAUUUGAUUAUAGGUCUUCUUUUGCACGAUUCCUGGCUCUCAGACUUAUUCACGAUAAGUCCUAUAAUCCGAACGGAUGCCAUAUCCCUCUCGCUUCCUCAAGAGGACACCCUUUAUUUGGCACCAACAAGCAAGAAAUGGGCCCAGCUCUCGCGCGAUGCAUCUCAUGUCACCCAAACCCUCGAUUUGUCAGCUCAUAAAUUUGAACUCCCAAAUCUGCAAGGCAGAUUCCAUGCAUUAACCUUGUACGGGGUUCUUUGUACCGCUUUGCUUCGUGUCACUGCCGAUACCCACCGCUUGAUUCGAAGUUCUGACUUGGCCCCUCCGGAACAACAUCGAUAUGUGCCUUGCAAUAUCCUCCGACUAGAUAGAAGAGCCAGUAUUUCUGUUCCUCUUCUUACGGAAAUGAUCCACCUUUACGAUGAUACGUUCAGACAUUCCAAUCCAAACUGCAUCGUGAUCUGGCACAGCGUCUGUAUCCUCCUGACGGUGGAUAUCGAUAUCCUCGGGCGUGCUGCUGGUCGUGAUGGCACUGAGUCAAUGGCUGAAGCGCGCAAAGCUCUAGCGUCCUGGGCGCAAACCGCCUCUGCACGUCGAGCGUGUCUUCAUGCGGCUCAGACAUUCAGGAUCCUGUCCCAUCGCAAGCCUGCCGACGGAACUGCGUUCCAGUCAGUUCGCACAUUAUUUAUGGCUGCCCUAGUUCUUGGAUUAUACAUCCUGAAUAGCUCGGCAUUACCUCCGCCAGGUGGGACUGAUGAUGGGAACUCCUUUGAUCUAGCUAAUGACCAAGUUGGCUGGAAGGUCGUUAGAGACGAGGGGCUCUUAUCCGAAUCUUCGGCUUCACAAGACAUGGGAAGACCCGACAAUGAGGCUGUCAAAUUUAUCCGAUUUGGCGGACCAAUUUUGAUAGAUCGAAAAAUAUAUCACCCCGGCGCUCGUCAUGCCCAGCGAAUUAUUCUGGAAUUUGCCAGCCUUCUGGAUGAAGUGGGAACGCAUUGGAUGGCCGAUUAUGCCCGCCUGUUGUAUAUGAUUCACGAUACGAUGACGAAUUGA
Penicillium cataractarum is the source of this 2202-nucleotide messenger RNA. RefSeq names its product fungal specific transcription factor domain-containing protein. The transcript is spliced from 5 exons. The record is from RefSeq and is a predicted model, not a curated record. Bases 1 to 2202 code for a protein of 733 amino acids. Gene Ontology annotation, molecular function: DNA-binding transcription factor activity, RNA polymerase II-specific; zinc ion binding; RNA polymerase II cis-regulatory region sequence-specific DNA binding. Gene Ontology annotation, cellular component: chromatin. Gene Ontology annotation, biological process: DNA-templated transcription; regulation of transcription by RNA polymerase II. NCBI's taxonomy places the organism in Eukaryota, Fungi, Ascomycota, Eurotiomycetes, Eurotiales, Aspergillaceae.